GUUCUAGCGCGCUGAACAUUGGGCUGGCUGAUGCAUGCCGUCUGGAUAUGUGACAGAUCCAUGGCUGGGCACCUGCCGCUCGGGAGACGUCCUCCGUGCACGCCCACCGGGCCCGGCUCCUACCCUACGUCCAGUGCCACAGGCUGAGGGGGAUGGGAGAGAGAAAAAAAAAGUGCACGCGCUCUGUACGCCUUCAUUCAUUUAAGCGGCAGGUCUUUUUGUAUGGUAUUAUAAAUUGAUUUGGGACGAGGACGGGAUCUCAGAAGACAUCUGGCAGCAGGACCACUGACGUCCCGCCGUGCGCUCGGUUACAUUACAGCACUUCGAGCUCGCGGCGGCGUGGGGUCCAGGGUCAAUUUGUACAUAGGCCUUUUUUUUUUUUGCUUUGUAGAUUUCCUUUUUGUUUAACCUUGACAUAUGAAUAUAUAUUAUAUAUAUAUUACCUUAACCAUUGUGUUUUUGGUUCUUUGUAAUCAAAUUACUUUUUAAAAACUUAAAGGAGGCCACAAAGAAAGUCGAAUGACGUGUUUUUUUGUUCAUUCAUUUUUUGUUUUAAUUUUACUGCUGGUUGGGUUGCUAGCGUGUGUCUUUGUACAUAACCUCAAGGUCCACAUUUAGCCAAACUAAAGGACACGAAUCAUUUGUACAGCGGAGGAAUGUCGUGGUUUUAGCUCUAAUUUUGUUAAUCCUCUUUGAUUUCUCAACUUUCUCCUUUGAGCGUCCUUCACAGACCACUGCGACAGGGGGGCGUGAGGAAAGGCUGGGCCGUCGAGGGGAGAGGAGGGCAGGGUCCACAGGAGAGCGCUCACUGACACAUUAAGCCUGUCGGUGUUCUGUGCACUUUGGAGACGGCACGUGUCGAUUGGUCGACAUAAAUCAGGAAGGGGAGGGACGGAGGGUUUCCAUUCGCCAGUACUUUAACAUCAGUCAAACUUGAUCCCCUUGGUUUAUUUUCACUUUCAGGCUUUUUUUGCGGGUUUAUAAUUCCAGUACAAAUGCGAAUGUAAAGCAUUGUGGGUAGCACUGGACUCCGGGCAUGUUGAAUUGUAGAGUAUAGCAAAACAUGGUGUCAAGCUGGGCGUUGGGUUUGCAGUGAGUGAUCUUGGCAUAGUCUAAAGUCUAAUCAGAUUGUUGUAUUUGAGCUGAGGACUGGAGCAUACUUGCACAUCUCCACUUCUAUUCAGGCAAAUUCUCUACCAUCUUAUUGUUAAGAACAAACCGCAGCACUCAGAUAUUUGCCCAUACCUCCAUGCACAUCGAUUUGAUCUUCCGUGAUCUUGCAUGACCCUCCAUUGGCUGUGCAUGAUGCUGUACAAAAAAUGUUGUACUGGAAUUGUGUUUUGCCCCAAAUAUUGAACAACAAAUGAAAUGUUGAAUGAAACGCUUAAGUAUGGCUGUGCGCUGGAUUUUACUCAAAUUUCAGAAUAGAGUGUGGGUUGCUUUCUCAACUGUCAAAAGGCAUGGGCCCUACAAUCCAAACAAUUGAAAUAAAAACAUUUGGAAUAAAAUAUGGAAUAUGUGUGAACAUCUUAUGCCUGGCCUGCCCAAGGACCAUUCAAGAUCGAUGGUUCGGUUCUUUGAAAUACGGUUUGUGUGAACGUUUAGUAAGUAGGCUUAUGCUUUCCCAUGUUCUAUCUUGCACCCUGCAUCAGUGAGGGUGCAUGGUUACAUGGGACGCGUCAACGCACUGGCCCUUUAAGGGCGGAUCAAAAACCUAAGAAGGCCAACUUCCGGCAGUCAGAGACACAACAGACACACCGUAGCGACAGUAUCAGUCACAGCACAGAGGUUGCUACCAGGGAGGAUCGAGGGAGGCCCUUCGACGAGGGCAUCAGCAGCAGACCUAACUUCGUUACACAGCGACCCAAACAUGGUGAAAAUUACCUUCCAGUCGGUCGCGGGGCAGAAGGGCGAAAAGGACAACGAUGGCGACAAGACCGAAAUCCUCAUUCCUCACCCGAUGGAUGAUGACGACGAGCUGGUCCUGCCUCUGCGUCCCAGGAAGUCCCCCCUGAACGGACUAUGCUGCCUGACCUUUGGGCUGGUGGUCUUCAUGUCCGGCCUUGUGCUGGCCUCCAUCUAUGUCUACCGCUACUACUUCAUACCUCAUAUGCCAGAGGAGAACCUGUUCCACUGCAGGGUUCUGUACGAGGACUCGGCCUACGCCCCGCUGCUGGGCCGCCAGGAGCUGGAGGAGAACGUGGGCAUCUACCUAGACGACAACUACGAGCAGAUCACUGUGCCCGUGCCCCACUUCGGCGGGAGCGACGCCGCUGACAUCAUCCACGACUUCCACAGGGGGCUGACUGCCUAUCACGAUAUUGCGCUGGAGAAGUGCUACGUCAUUGAGCUGAACACCACCAUCGUGAUGCCCCCACGCAACCUCUGGGAGCUUCUCAUUAACGUCAAGAAGGGGACCUACCUGCCCCAGACCUACAUCAUCCACGAAGAGAUGGUGGUGACGGGCAAGGUGCACAACAUGCGCCAGCUGGGCCCCUACAUCUACCGCCUCUGCAACGGCCGCGAAACCUACCGCCUGAAGCGCCGCUCCAUGCGCAGACGUAUCGACAAGCGUGAGGCCAAGGACUGCCACCACAUUCGUCACUUUGAGAACACGUUUGUUGUGGAGACCGUCAUUUGUGACGACGCAUAAACACACACACACACACACACACACACACACACACACACACACACACACACACACUGUAGCACCCUUUCAUUUGAUUAACUGGGUAUGGUUUUUACUAAGGCGUUCCUUGGAUAAUGACACUCUACUUGUUUUGAUAAAUGUGUAGGUCUUCUACACCUGCUGCAAUGCCACACUCACAGUUCCAUCACUAUAUAUGUAGCAAUUUUCAACUUUGCAAAUAAGAGGAAACGGUGUGACCAUUGAUGCUUCAGACUUCUCUGUGGGGAAUGCGUAGGGUGGUGACGGUAGUCAUGGGAGAUUACUGUUUCUAUGCGUCGUCAUUGCGACCCACUCUCCUUGCCCUGGAGACUAGGCUUGUCUCUUGGAGUUCGACAAUGGGGAAAGGAGCAGUGCGAGGCACGAUAGUUUGACCCCAUGGGAUGAAUGAUGCAGGCGUUCACAUUACUGUUGGUUACCAGCAGGUAGAGAAAAACACAGCUUGCGUUAGUUUUUCCGCCCUACACCCACUUAUUUCCGGUUAACCCUUGCAUGCUUUCUGUUUCACUUAAGCUUCUCGCUGUAACUGAUGUGAUGAAAUCGUGUAGUUUUAGUAAGACAGGCGUAGAUAACAUCGAUCAUGAGCUCUUCUAACAGUUUAACCAAAAAAAAGUCUCACAAAAGUAACCCUGUUUUGUUUAUUGUUGCAUUAUAUCGCAAUAAGCUCACCUCAGCUUCAUUACCAUCCUUAAAACAUUUUUAGGAGCUUUGUUUUGCACUUUGAAUCGAUAAAGUUGUCUAUCCCACUUGCUGUCUUUAUUUAGUAUUGCAUGAGUUUAUGAAUUAGAGGAAAGGGAGAAAAAAGUGGCACUGUUAGAAUUCUUUGUAGAACAAGGUUUGAAGCCUUGGUCCAGAGUCAGAGACUGGACUUAAGUCAUUACAACACCGAAAGGGAACAUAUAAAUGUUUUAACCACUAAACUUUUGAUCUGUAUAUUUUGUUCACCUUUCUCUGGGAUUAAAGUAAAUAAAAAAACAAACUGAAUUAGUUGUGGAAAUCUAUACACCCAUUUAUUUAAACACAAACAAAUGUAGAAUAAUACAUUAUAAUAUUUUGAAUUAAUAUUUCAGCACCCCCGGUUUCCAUCUAGUCUACCUUUUACUUUACUUCACUUUAUUAUGGAUCCCCAUUAGCAAUUGCCUCAACAGCAUGGCUAUUCUUCCUGGGGUCCUUCACAACCAAAAACACACAACAUCAUACACAACAACACUACAGAUACACACAUGCAUAGACAAUAGUUCACUUACAAAAACUCAGAAGAAUUUCCGAAAUUACAAGUUUACAGUAUUAUGAAUUGCAUAAUCAAGAGGGAGAAAAGGGUUAAACAUACCCAUUACAAUGACUGUUCAUUUGUGUACAUAAAUGUACUAAUAGUACCAAAAAAACACCUCUGUGUGCCAUGUCAUCAGGCUUAUCAUCGACUUCCAUCACACCUGUUAAUCCCACACUGGGUGGUUGGAGGGCUGAUGGCACUGAUUGCAUAUAUGAAGUCCACAUGAGGCUACUAACAACCCAUGCACAGUCACUGAUGGGGAAUCGAUCCGUGAGGUCAGCCAUAGCUUAACUCAAAAGCUUGAGUCCAUCUGGCUCUGUUUAUAUCUGGAGAUUGUAAUACUCAUACAAAAUUAAUAUGUGAUUAUUAAAGAAAGGAAAGGGCUCAUCUUAUUACAUUAAAUUUAGAGGCCUUAAAAGAUGAAGCACAGAAUAGUUAGCCUUUUCUCGACUUGAGUUUUGAUUUUGUUUUACAUUGAUAAAAUAUACUACAAAAUGGCAUUA
Molecule: messenger RNA, 4465 nt
Organism: Gadus chalcogrammus (walleye pollock)
Lineage: Eukaryota; Metazoa; Chordata; Actinopteri; Gadiformes; Gadidae
Product: integral membrane protein 2C-like
Exons: 6
Coding region: 1871-2653 (260 amino acids)
Biological process (GO): negative regulation of amyloid precursor protein biosynthetic process
Cellular component (GO): extracellular exosome; Golgi apparatus; plasma membrane
Molecular function (GO): amyloid-beta binding
Source: RefSeq, a predicted model, not a curated record